Messenger RNA from Naegleria gruberi, 1965 nucleotides. RefSeq lists its product as uncharacterized. Lineage: Eukaryota; Heterolobosea; Eutetramitea; Acrasida; Naegleriidae. Bases 1 to 1965 code for a protein of 654 amino acids. The transcript has a single exon. The record is from RefSeq and is a predicted model, not a curated record.
AUGCUGCCUGCCAAAAUAUCAAAAAAGUCAUCAAGGAAACCAAGAAUUGCCAUUCCACCCUGUGCCAUGCUGAUGGAUCCAGACGGAUGGGCAAGAUUUGCAACCGAUCUGACUGUAACUGCAACCAUCGCACGUGGCAACAAGAAGGGAAGAGCGAACAUGCUUGCUCAACUACAGAUGAAACAAGCAAUGGACAAAUUGAAAAUGAAACAGUUAUUGGAAAGUACAUUGGGAUGUGCAGAUAUUGUGCUGGAAAUCAUGUCAAACUAUAGUGAUGAGGAAUUCCUUGCUGAAUUGAUGAAGUAUUUGAUUAAUUUUCCUGAUUUGGUAAAUAGAGAAGCUUGCUUGCAAAUUCUCAUGCACAGAAGAGUUUGGUGUUGUAACAAUAAUAGUCAAUUAGAAUUUUUACAUGGUUGGUUGGAAAAUGAGCCAAUUAUUCAUGACACUGAAUGUGUUGUGAGAUUUUCAAAAUAUUCACUUAAAUUCAUGUCCACAAUUGAAAAGUUUAGUACAGUUACCUUAAAUGGUAUCUCAAUUACAAAGAGACAAUUGGUUGACUUGAUGAAUGCAAGUACCAGUAAGAUCCAACAUUUAAAAUUCAACAACUUUCGGCUCCUCAACCCAGAAUCUCGAUUCUCAAAAAGAAUUUUUAGAAUUACACCUUAUUUGAAAAAGUUGACAUUUGACUUUGAAUUGCCAUUCAUUAGAACCUUGACAAAUGAAGGGAAAGCUAAGGAAAUUGAUAACCCAAUAUUUACACUUGUCAAUAAUCUUGAUUUGAUUUCUUCCAAUAUUGAAGAAUUAUCAUUCUCAAAUAUAAUUUACGACAAUAGUGAUUUCUCACUUAUUUCACAUUUAGGUAACAAGUUGACUCGAUUAUUAUUUACAACACCACCAAAUAAUUAUGACAUUUCCACCAUUGCUCCCAAUCUUGAAUAUUAUGAGAGUCACAAGUUUCCAGACAGAUCCAUCACAAUUCCAACUCUCUGUGUUUCACAUCCAAGUCAAGAAAACCUCUUAAAUCAUUCAAGUGAAAAGGUCAGGAAAUUGAUCCUUCGUAACACUGUUAGUUCAUGUAAAGAAUUGAGAUCCUUUUUGAAUGAUGUAUUGGGGAAAUGUUAUCCUAAUUGUGAAGAAUUGAUUAUUCCAGAAACAUUCUUGCAAUCAUUGUCCAAGGAAGAUUUGAAGGGACCAGAAAUUGUGUGUUCAUUGAAGAGAAUCAUUGUUAAGCAUUCUAGCUCCACGCAACCAUCCAAAUAUGGUGCACUCAAGCUUGCUUUAUCCUUUUUCUUUCCUUCAAAUACAGUAUUCCUAUUCGAAACCAUUCAAAAAGAGGAUAAUUUUGGAACCCUUCUUUCCAGUAACAGAUCUAUCAAAGUUGACUGCUAUGAAGAUGUGCUCUUCAAAAGAAUUGAAAGCACCGAAAGACAUUUCAAAGUAUUGGACAACUCUCUCAUUACCAAACAAAUCAGAAAGAUUAAGAAGAAAUUCAUUAAAUGCAUCAUUUCUAAUAAUUUUUCAAAAUUCCAACGCAUUAAUGAAUCAUUGGACAUUUUGGAAGGAUUGAAACGUAACAAACAACUCAUGCUCCAUACCAUCCAUCAAGCUAUAGAAAAUUAUCAUGACAUAUUUGACAAUGAUUCAUUAUUCAUGUCAAUUAGUGAAAAGUUUGACAAGUGCAUGUCAAUUCUUGAAGAUGAAUACAUUAGUGAACUUGACUUUGCCCAAUGCUACAAUAAAUUGGAACUUCUCUUCCACCAAAUGAUUAAGGUAAUUGAGGAGAAUGGCUAUCCCACAAAAGUCCUCUUCAAUGAACAAUGGUUCAAUGAGCAAAUUGUUGAGAUUUAUGGUUUUCAAUCGGAUGAAGUUCAGGUCUAUGAAGAUUCACAAGAAGAAAUGGAGCAGGCAAGUUAUGAUUUAAUGCAAAUGGAUGAAGUAAAUAUUGACAUGGAAGAUGUUGUGUAG